Messenger RNA from Seminavis robusta, 1175 nucleotides. The record is from the annotation of a GenBank genome assembly. NCBI's taxonomy places the organism in Eukaryota, Bacillariophyta, Bacillariophyceae, Naviculales, Naviculaceae.
AAAUCGAACAACAAAACCAUAACCAAAAACUAUCAAGUAAACAACUAACUAAAUUUUCAAGGCCAUAUCAUGAUCCUGAAUGCAAAGACCAUCGCAGUUCUCGGAGCCCUUGGAGGCCAGGGCGGCUCUGUCGUAAACACCUUCCUCGAGGACGGUUCAUUCAAAGUGCGAGGAGUGACUCGAAGUGUUAACUCGCCAGCCUCCAAGGAGCUACAAGGAAGAGGAGUUGAGAUGGUCCCUGGUAACGUGAAAGAGCCUGCUUCUCUGUCUCAAGCCUUUACAGGGGCUGACAUUGCUUUUGUCGUGGUCAACUUCUGGGAUCCUGACAUCGGAACAAAGGAAGGCAAGCUGACAAACGAAAUCUUCCACGAGGCCAAAAAGGCGGGGGUCAAGCAUGUGAUCUUUUCUUCCUUGGCGAACGUGGGGAAGGUCUCCGGAGGAGAAAUCACCGUGCCUCAUUUCACGCUCAAAGCAGAAGCAUGGGAAUAUCUCCAGACAAUGGGCUUUGAUGCUGUUACUGCUGUUGAGCCCGCCGCCUAUUAUUCCAACUGGUUCUCGUUUUUCAAGCCGGUCGAAGACGACAAGGGUACUCUGGUGUGGACUUGGCCAGGAAAGGAAGGCAACGCCUUUAGCCAAUUCGAUGUGAAUACCGGAGUGGGUCCAUCGGUGUUGGCCGCUGCAAAGGAUCCAAGCAAGUACAACAACAGUAACAUCCUGUUGGAAGGAGAGAAGAUCUCUGUGGAAGACGUCGUAUCUCAGAUUUCGGAAAAGCUGGGCAAACCUGGCCGCGUCCAUUUUGAAGACCCGAAGAAAUUCGCAACAUUCUUUGACGGUGCUCAUGAACUAGCCCAAAUGGUCAAAUGGUUCGAAGACUAUGGUUACUACGGCCCUGAAACUGAAACCCGGAAGCAUGGUAUUGGCAAAGAGAUUGGCGGCCUGGUUUCCUUCCAGGAAUGGUUGGACAAAGACGAGUACAAAAAGCUUCUCUAGAGAAGCCUCUCCUAUCCCCAGUGUCGGCGUCAAUUAAACAAUGUAGUUAGAUGUUUAGAGAGCCUUUGUUGAUACAAGGAUGCUGGGCUGUUGACUACUAGUAGUAUUACAGUGAAUUCGUUCCAACGAACCGAGGACGCCAUUGCAACGCGUGUAUCCUUUAAAAGACGAUCCGGAAUAGCACA